Molecule: messenger RNA, 1365 nt
Organism: Loxodonta africana (African savanna elephant)
Lineage: Eukaryota; Metazoa; Chordata; Mammalia; Proboscidea; Elephantidae
Gene: RNF227
Product: ring finger protein 227
Exons: 3
Coding region: 1-573 (190 amino acids)
Biological process (GO): protein ubiquitination
Molecular function (GO): ubiquitin protein ligase activity
Source: RefSeq, a predicted model, not a curated record
AUGCAGCUCCUGGUGAGGGUGCCCUCUCUUCCGGAGCGGGGCGAGUUGGACUGCAACGUCUGCUACCGGCCCUUCAACCUCGCGGGCCGCACGCCUCGCCGCCUGCCCGGGACGGCGCGCGCCUGCUGCGGCCACACGCUCUGUACCGCCUGCCUGCGCGAGCUGGCGGCGCGCGGCGACGGCACCGGGACCGCCGCGCGCGUGGUGCGCCUGCGCCGGGUCGUUAGGUGCCCCUUCUGCCGCGCCCCCUCCGCCCUCCCGCGCGGCGGGGUCACGGAGAUGUCUGUCGACCCGGACUUGUGGUCGCGAUUGGAGGAAAAAGCGCGGGCCGAGUGCGAACAAGAGGAGGCGGGGAGCCCGGUUAGGGAGAGAGGCGACGCUGACGUAGAGACAGACGGAGAGAACGAGAGCGAGCAGGGGGCGGAGCCUAGGAGCGCGGGGUGGUGCGCACUCCGGCGGCUCUGGGACCAGGUUCUAGCGCCCGCGCGCCGCUGGCGGCGUCCGCUGCCUAGCAACGUGCUGUACUGUCCAGAGAUCAAGGACAUUGCCCACAUGACGCGCUGCAGGCUGUAACCGAGGAAGCCGGGAGCUGUGGCAUAAGGAAGUUACAAGAGACACUGGCAUUACUGAAAGUUUGUUGUACAAUUUUAAACUUGUGUCCCAUAACUGGAUGUCGCCUACUGAAUACCAUGACUUCUGUCUUAAUAUCGGAUUAGUUUAUGAUAGUACAGUCACAGUCAAGGAGCAGCAGCACCACCUGGAGCUUAUGGGAAGCGCAGAAUCUCAGGACCCCAGUCCAGAGUUACUGAAUUAGAAUCUGCAUUUUAACAAGAAUCCCAGGUGAUUUGUGGGCACAUAAAAAUUUAACCUAAAAAUUUAAGACGCACUGCACUAGGCCCUAGACCCUCUUAAGAUCAUUAUCUGUGGAUGGAAUAUAUUUAAAACAAUUGGUAUGAUUGACAUAGUAUCUUACUCAAAGUUCUAAAGUGAGUCUAUUAUUGAAGAAAUCUCCAGUUAGUCCUUCGUGUACAUAACUUACUGCAUUUUUCUGAGUUAAAAAAUGUGAACUUAAGUAUAAACUUCUAUUUUUGUGACCAUAUUUUGGUACUUUCCUGUCAUUCAAUCUCAAAUGUCAUCUCUUUUGAAGGGCCUUUUAGGAUUUAAUGUAGUGUAGCCCCUUUCCCCACCUUCUGUACCACAAUGCCUUGUUUUAUCUUCUGAAAAUUAUUUUGUGGUGCCCCCCCCCAGAGUGUCAGCUCCAUGAGCACAACAUCUCACUCGUGAUUGUCUUAUCUCCAGGGCCAACAACAGUGUUGAUGUAGAAUAUGUACUCAAAAAUGCUGCGUUUACAUUUUAUUUUUUGAU